This is a messenger RNA of Sporothrix brasiliensis 5110, 1089 nucleotides long. Its product is annotated as sphingolipid long chain base sensory protein. Bases 1 to 1089 code for a protein of 362 amino acids. The transcript has 3 exons. Gene Ontology annotation, cellular component: eisosome filament; plasma membrane. NCBI's taxonomy places the organism in Eukaryota, Fungi, Ascomycota, Sordariomycetes, Ophiostomatales, Ophiostomataceae. Gene Ontology annotation, biological process: endocytosis; eisosome assembly; negative regulation of protein kinase activity. The record is from RefSeq and is a predicted model, not a curated record. Gene Ontology annotation, molecular function: lipid binding.
AUGCAUCGCACCUACUCUAUGCGCCAGUCGCGGGCGCCCACCGCCUCGCAGAUCCAGAAUCCCCCGCCCCCGCCCUCGUCUACAAAGUCCAACCGCCUGUUCGGCAAGGGAGGAUUCGGCCAUGCUCUUAGAAGGAACGCGGCCGGUGCUUUCGGCCCGGACCUGUCGAAGAAGCUGUCGCAGCUUGUCAAGAUGGAGAAGAACGUGAUGCGCAGCAUGGAGCUUGUCGCCAAGGAGCGCAUGGACGUGGCGCAGCAGCUGUCCAUCUGGGGCGAGGCCGGCGACGAGGACGUGUCCGACGUCACCGACAAGCUCGGCGUGCUCAUCUACGAGAUCGGCGAGCUGGAGGACCAGUACGUCGACCGCUACGACCAGUACCGCGUCACCAUGAAGAGCAUCCGCAACAUCGAGGCCUCGGUCCAGCCCAGCCGCGACCGCAAGCAGAAGAUUACCGACCAGAUCGCCCACCUCAAGUACAAGGAGCCCAACUCGCCCAAGAUUGUCGUGCUCGAGCAGGAGCUCGUGCGCGCCGAGGCCGAGUCGCUCGUCGCCGAGGCCCAGCUGUCCAACAUUACGCGCGAGAAGAUCAAGGCCGCCUACGCGUACCACUUUGACGCCAUGCGCGAGCACAGCGAGAAGGUCGCCAUCAUUGCGGGCUACGGCAAGCACCUGCUCGAGCUCAUCGACGACACCCCCGUCACCCCCGGCGAGACCCGCCCGGCCUACGACGGCUACGAGGCCAGCAAGGCCAUCAUCCAGGACUGCGAGGACUCGCUGACCAACUGGGUCUCCCAGAACGCCGCCGUCUCCUCCAAGCUGUCCACCCGCGCCCGCACCCUGUCCACGCGCCGCCGCAACCUCAUCAAGGCCCGCGCCGAGGAUGCCGGCAACGGCCACGACCUGUCGGGCCAGGACGCGCCCCUCAACGACCGUGACCAGUGGGUCUCGGCCGGCGAGCACGGCGGCAAGUACGGCGACGAGGACGACGAAGAGGACGACGAGCUUCGCGGCGACGAGGACGACCUUGGCGAGAGCGAGGUUGGCCUGAACGGCGAGAGCCGCGGCCGCACCCAGGAGAUUGCUGCGUAA